Messenger RNA from Klebsormidium nitens, 1250 nucleotides. NCBI's taxonomy places the organism in Eukaryota, Viridiplantae, Streptophyta, Klebsormidiophyceae, Klebsormidiales, Klebsormidiaceae. The record is from the annotation of a GenBank genome assembly.
CUAUUUCUGCAUUGUAAUUACAUCUUGGUGUGCACAAGGUCCGGCUGUUGCUUGCAGGAGCUAGGAUUCAGUAUUCCAGUGCGCCGGCAGGUGCCAUGGACGGUGCAUGCCUGAUCCUCGAAUUGGAUCAUAUUCUGCGCAGUGACCCCCUCAUCGAUGAGGUGGGCCUUGUACCGUCUGUGUCUGCGGACGCUCUUCCCCUGGAGCAGGCCCCCCAGUCUGCCGACUCUGCCUCAGCGUAUGAUCCCUCAGCUUUCUGGGUUGGAGACCACAAGCUCGCUGUCGCGCUAGUGGCGGCGAGAGCCAUGUACUCUGCGGCGCUGCUGACCCUCAAACGGGCGCGCACUGCUGGCCCCACAAGCACAGGUGACGCUGAGUUGCUUCAGGCAACGCAGGUCAUCGUGAUUGUCAACCCGGAGCACUACACAGCCUGGAAUACCAGGAAGCGCGUGUUGCUACGGAGUCCUGCCCCGGAAGGUGCGGCCUCUGUGGAGCUGCAGCUGUCAGCGUUGGCACUGUCGGUGCACCCCAAGAGCGAAGCCACCUGGUCGCACAGGCGGUGGGUCCUGAGAAACCUUCUGCAGAUCGCCAAGAGUCCUCAGUGCAGCGUGCUGGAGAAAGAGUCUGCGCUGGCACAACGCUGUGCCGAGCUGCGCCCCAUGAACUACCGUGCCUGGAGCCACCGCGCGUGGGCCGCCCAGUGGAUGCCGCCCGGCCAGCUGCGCGCCGAGCUGCAGGCGAGCCGCGUGUGGGCGGAGCAGCACGUCACCGACAACUGCGGCCUGCACUACCGUCGACGGCUUAUCCUGCUAGUGCUCCAGCGGUCCCCGGGGGAUGAGGUCACGGCCACGUCACCCGGAUUGCUUGUCGAGCAGGAGCGAGCCUGGCUGACCCCCCUCCUGGACUACUACCAGGGCAGGGAGGCGCUUUGGCUGCACCGCCGCUUCUUCGCACAGAUUAAUUUCGCCGGUGCUGGGGCAGAACCCCAAGCCACCGUCAAACAACCGGAGAGUGACCCUAAGGCUUCGACGUCCCCUUCUCAAGCAUCAGACACGGGUGGUACAUUCAAAGGGUUUCCUGUUCCGUUUCCCCUCUGGAGUGCAGAGCAGACCUUGGUAGAUGAAGUCGACAGUGGGUCCGUGGUGGCGUCAGGGAUCAUGGCCUCCGCAGCUGAGUCCUGUGCACGCGAGGAGGCAUUUGUGACGGAGGUUGUCGAAAGACUGCGCUCGGACACUAAUUUAGGCUUGUAA